AUGUUAAUUGUAAAUGUUCUUAAGUCAUUUCGUAGUUCAUUUUGGCUUGAAGAAAAACGUUGGUUUGUAGCAUAUCAGGACUAUUGCUUAUUUUCCAUACCUCAGUUUGCACCAAAUUGUAUUGAAAUUUCUCAACAGUUGCGUAUUCGUUCGACAGCACCUGAUAAUAAAUUUGUUUAUGAUCAAAUCAAUAAAAUAACGAUGAAAACAGCUGCCAUUAAGCACAAUCAUUAUUUUACACAUAUCAAGACUCUUGAACUCAAAUGCUCCGUAUCACUCAAGACUGUUGCAUCGAUUAUUGAUUUAAAUCACAUAAAACGCUUAACUGUAUUAUCGUUGGAUGAUGUAUUAAAAUUCAUGCCACUGGAACAUGUAAUGCCUCAUUUUUGUGAAUUAACAAUUGAGAACAAUGUAACAAUUAAUAUAAUUGAACAAAUUAGUCAUUAUCGUUUUUUACAAAUUCGUAAACUUGAAAUAGCAUCGAACAUCAAAGCAAAAAAUAAAGAAUGUCCUUUAUGUCGAGCUACAAUUGAAGAUUCAGUUGUUCAGUUACUAGCAGGCCCUAUUAAGCCAUCACUGCAACGACAACGACAACGACAACAACAAACAAUUCCAAUUCUACCUCUUGUAGUUAAUGUUGUUCCUUCAGUAGAAGAUCUGAUUGAUAAGGUUGCUGUACGAGAACUUUGCGAUCGUCUCGCUUCUGCUCGUCAGGGUGCAGUUGCUUCACUCAAUGAUCUCGACAAUCUUCCAUUGAUAACUGCUUCAACAACAUUAGAAUAUGGAGCUCAAUUUUCGCAUGAAGAAUCGAAUAUUUACGGUCUUGUCACUCUUCAAGCACCAACUGUUCUCUUACCAGCAGAGACUGGAUCAUUGUUAUCGUCUCGUGUUCCAAUUGAUCUUGUUUGUGUUGUUGAUCAAAGUGGAUCGAUGUCGGGUGAGAAAAUAGCAUUAUUGAAACAAACGUUGGUCUAUAUUGUUGAACAAAUGAAUGAAUUCGAUCGACUAGCUAUUAUUUCAUUCAAUACUCAAGCUUUUGAUCGUUCACAUGGUCUCAAACGAAUGAAUCAACAAAAGUAA
Molecule: messenger RNA, 1080 nt
Organism: Rotaria sordida
Lineage: Eukaryota; Metazoa; Rotifera; Eurotatoria; Philodinida; Philodinidae
Source: the annotation of a GenBank genome assembly